AUGAAGCUAGCCACUCUCGUCUUCGCCCUCUGGGCAGCUCUCGCGCAAGGACAGGCCCAGCAGUUCCCCGUGUGCACCGCCGACCUCGUCAAGACGGAUGAAUGUGCCGACGUCAUCAACCCCGCCGCCUGCUACAACCAGUUCCGCUGGAACACGCGGACGCUGACCUGUAUCGAGGGCACCAACGAUCAGGACCGGAAGAGAAAGGCUUGCAAAUGCUGCACCUGCGUCGGCACCGCCAUGUGCACCUGGCUUACGAAUAACCGUUUCUGCGCCGGGAUUUAG
Messenger RNA from Gaeumannomyces tritici R3-111a-1, 285 nucleotides. RefSeq lists its product as hypothetical. Lineage: Eukaryota; Fungi; Ascomycota; Sordariomycetes; Magnaporthales; Magnaporthaceae. Bases 1 to 285 code for a protein of 94 amino acids. The record is from RefSeq and is a predicted model, not a curated record. The transcript is spliced from 2 exons.